This is a messenger RNA of Suillus paluster, 827 nucleotides long. RefSeq lists its product as uncharacterized. Bases 94 to 786 code for a protein of 230 amino acids. The transcript is spliced from 3 exons. Gene Ontology annotation, biological process: protein phosphorylation; spliceosomal complex assembly; regulation of mRNA processing. NCBI's taxonomy places the organism in Eukaryota, Fungi, Basidiomycota, Agaricomycetes, Boletales, Suillaceae. The record is from RefSeq and is a predicted model, not a curated record. Gene Ontology annotation, molecular function: protein kinase activity; ATP binding.
CAGUGUUUCUGCAUGAUUUAGAAAAAGCGCUGCACUAGUACUCUACAGAAGCUUUCACAUCGCACUAUUUCUCCAUUUACUCGUUUUGCUUUUAUGUCUACCUCACUGGCUAUGGCUCACAACGUUAAACGACACUUGGACGAAUCGUCUGUCUGUGUGCAGAUCAACGACAAGGACGAUGGAGAAGAAUUUGUGUGUGACGAAGAGCCGCAUAUGCUUUCGCCUGAGCAAGGCUUUGGGUACUACUCCAUUAUUUUGGGACAGCAGUUUGGGGAGGGCAAGCUUGAAAUCGCGAGGAAAUUUGGAUGGGCCGGUCAUUCCAGCGUCUGGCUCGCGCGCACCUUAAAUGCAUAUCCUGCGAUGGUGGACUCUCUUAGGACCAUCAAAACGGUCAAUCCUGAUCACCCCGGUUACCAACACCUCUACGACGCGGUAGCCGAAAGAAGUCACCAUGGUCCUCACAUCUGCAUCAUCACCAACGUUCCGGGGGCGAACAUGAUUAGCCUCCGUAGGCUGAAACCCAAUGGGCGUGGUGCUUUUCCUUUUCCUAUCGCUAAACGCAUAGUCAAACAGACACUUCUUGCUCUUGAUUACCUUCACCGAACGCUCCGCGUUCAUAAUCUGUUCCCUAAUCCAAUCGAAAGUUUUCUUCGAACAUAUCAUAAUAUGGACGAGACAGACAUCUUGCCUGCUGCCGCUUUCAUUCGGAGGUGUUCGACUAUUGAUCCCCGCGCACGACCUACCGCCUUGGAGCUACUAGAGGACGAAUGGCUCACGAAUGCAUAGGACAUAGCGGUAUGGAUCACAAGUACUGUAUCAAGAACCUG